Molecule: messenger RNA, 29396 nt
Organism: Dreissena polymorpha
Lineage: Eukaryota; Metazoa; Mollusca; Bivalvia; Myida; Dreissenidae
Biological process (GO): homophilic cell-cell adhesion
Cellular component (GO): plasma membrane
Molecular function (GO): calcium ion binding
Source: RefSeq, a predicted model, not a curated record
CUUCUAUAUAAAUCAGACGAUCAUUUUAGUAGAAAUUCAUAGGCGUGGAGAACGCCGAAGGAGAAGGACGUCGUUAAUUUAUUCCAACAGGAUACCAAUUUCGAAACGCGUGGCGGACAUAGGAAUCAAGGGUUGGAGAGACGUAUAGCCGAAGAGGAUGGGGAGGUUAGGCGAGUCGCUGGGUUCUACCACAGCGUUCCUCGUUCUCGUGUUGGUGACGUUAUCACUAGCACAGAACCCGUGUACAAGAAAUGACAAUCAAUUUGGAAACACUUUAAAUGUUGCCGUCCUGGAGACAGAUUUCAAUCCAAAUUUCAAUCUCAAUGAUUAUCGUGCCAGACUGCCACUGAAUGGAGACUUUAUUCAGAGUGGGUUAACCGUGAGCCUGACACAAGGCACUUCUGACCUCAAUCCGAACCAGUACUUCACCUUGGAAAGUGUCAACAAUGUUGGCAUUUACAUUAGGCUGACUAAUGCACUGGACAGAGAUGGGGGUGCAGAUGGAAUUCCUCCACCAAGGAACUCUGUUACAUAUGGUCUCACUUGCACGUUUCAGGGAAACCCGACUCAGUAUACCCUGGUGAUCACUCUGACAGAUGUGAACGACAAUGAUCCAGUCCUCCUCAAUCUACCCACAGUCCAGCAAGUAAAUGAGUUGACCUAUCCUGGAUUGACCAUUUACACUGUAACAGCCAAUGACAAAGACCUUGUGAGCAGUGGAAAUGGAAGGGUCACAUAUUCCAUCACCAGUGGGAAUGGGAUCAACAAGUUCAACAUUGACAGUGCUACUGGACGCAUCUUUCUCAAUGAACAAUUGGACUUUGAGACCACAUCCUUCUAUUCUCUGACCAUUAAAGCAGAGGACAAUGGAGCAAUUCCUCGAUCUAGAUCUGCCUUUUUCAACGUCAGUGUGAACGACGGCAAUGACAAUUCAGCAGCGUUCAUUUCCAACAACUGCCAGGUGGAUUCCCGAGGAUUCUGUGUUGGUGCCGAAUAUAGCGCCACAAUAGUGUCUGGAUCCCAGACUGGAAACCUGAUUUUAAGCCCAUUCAAUAUUCGAGCCAGGGACAAGGAUACCCUAGGUGCCCCAAUUGAGUUCUCCAUCUUCAGAACUAACCCAUCGGGCUACGAAGGUUCAUUCAGUGUGGGCCCUUCAACACAAGUGUUUGAUGGAACGCAGGGAAAUGUGUACACAGCCGUUGUGAGUCAGAAUGGGAUCAUCGACAGAAGUAACCUUGCUUCAACAAAGGGCUCCAUCACCAUUACAGUGGUUGCCAGAGAAGCGACUGUUCCAAACUACCAGUCCUAUGCAUAUAUUGACGUCUUUGUCACCACGGCCAACCAGUUUGCACCAACUCUGUCUCCUGUGUCUGGGACAACGUUCGGCUCCAUAUCUGAAAACGCCAGAUCAGGCGACUUUGUUCGGACGCAGUCGUUCAGUGGAAAUUUCUUACAACUGCGCAUCAAUGACCAAGACUUCUUCAGCAACGAAGUGUUGAGUUUCAGCAGCUACCAGAUUUCUACAAACCAGCCAAGCCAGUUCAGUGUAACCUCGGAUGGUUUCAUCCAGCUUGCUAGUGCAAAUCUAGAUUUCGAGACUACCACCAUCAACCCGUUUAAUCUUGAGGUUGUUAUCCGGGACAGUGGAGUCAACCCCCGGAGCUCCACUCUGACCCUGACAAUCAACGUCAUUGAUGUCAACGACAACACGCCAUUGUUCCCCACCCAGGCUUACCAGGCAACCUUUCCAGAGGGCACAUACACCUUCAACCAGUUUACCAACAACCGACCCCGUGACCUUGUUACAGUCUCUGCGACGGACGCUGACAUCAGUUCCCAGUUCCGACAGAUCACGUACUCUAUUGCUGCUGUGAGCGAGAAUGCAACAAAUUUGUUCACCAUCAACCAGAACACUGGUCUUGUGCAGGCUGAUGGCACAUUUGUGGGUCCCAAGGUUUACACGUUGACAAUACAGGCAUCAGAUGGGGAGAGGAGCUCAAGGACUGCCCUGAUUGUCACGGUGACGGAUGUAGUUGGUCAGUCUGCCCCACAAUUCCCUGCAUCCACGGUAAACAUUGUGGUCAGUGAAGGCUCGUUGUCAGGCGCAUCGGUCUACCAGGCUAAUGCCGUUGAUGAAGACCAACAGUUGCUCUCCUACUCUAUGACCCAGAUCAACCAAGUGCAACAAUUCCCAGAUUUCAUAAUCACCACCAGCGGAGAAGUGCAAGUAAGACUGUCUGGCUCACAGGGUGUAAGCACAGGAGUUAAAGUCCUUGACAGAGAGACACGUUCUUCAUAUGUGUACAUCGUCAGAGCUGGUGACACGAGUGGUCAAUCUGCGACAAUGACGCUGAGUAUUACACUCUCUGACAUCAAUGAUAACAACCCAUUCUUCACCAAUGCACCCUAUCUUUUUAGCGUUACUGAGAAUGAGAAUUCCCCAAUCGUUGGCACUGUGACAGCCACAGACAACGACCAGGCUGGCACAGUAAACUCCCAGAUAACCUACAGGCUACCAAACAUCAAUAACAGGUUUACCAUAAAUGCCAACACUGGCCAGAUUUCAGUGAUUGGCUCCUUGGAUUAUGAAACUCAGAGCCAGUAUGCUUUCAUUGUUGAGGCUGUAGACUCUGCCUCUGACUCGCGUACCGGCACUGCUUCAGUCAGCAUUCGAGUGAUUGACAUCCAAGAUAAUGUGCCUCUCUUUGUUGAGACAUCUGUCACUGUUACUGUUGCAGAGUCUGCAACCAUUGGGACAACUAUUGUUCGAGUGACAGCUCUGGACAGAGACAGUGUAUCAAACAUCCAAUACGUCUUGUCGGGGACAAAUAGCCAGGACUUUAGCGUACAGAAUUUUAACGGUGUGGCUAAUAUCAUAGUGAGUCGUGCCCUGGACUUUGAGACGAGGCAGACAUAUAACCUCUUUCUCACCACUCAAGACGGACAGAACAGCAAUAUUGCUGGCGCGUCUGCAUCCAUCUUCAUUACUGUUCUGAAUGUUAAUGAAUUCUCGCCCGUGCUGACUUUGCCCUCUACCAGUAUCAACAUUGUGGAAACAAUACCGCUUGGCUCUACACUCGCCCAGGUGACUGCAACUGACCUGGACAAUCCAACCAAUCAGCUGAGUCUUGGUAUUACAUACAGCAUUAUCAGCGUUACACCAAAUUCGGGAACCAAUCUGUUCAGUAUCCAUCCGGAGAAUGGUCGCAUUUACCUUGUUGGUUUUCUGCGUGAUGAUCAAACCAGACCAAACCAGUAUACGCUAAAUAUUCAAGCCAGAGACAAUGAUGUAAAUCCAAGGACGGACACUAAAACACUGACAGUGAACAUCGUUCGUAACCAGGGUCCCCCAAUAUUCAGCCAGAGUGGUAACUACUUCCAGACGGUGGAUGAGACCCUUGGGGUGUUCAGCAGUGUACUCACUGUAACAGCUACCGACUCCGACUCAAAUACUGAUCCAGUGAGGUACUCUCUGUCGUUUUCUGACAUCGGAGCCUAUUUCUUUAGCGUGGAUGCCACCAGCGGACUGCUUAGUGUGCGCCAAGCACUCACACUUGAUGAUGACCUUUCAUACACUGUCCGCAUUAUUGCAACAGACACAGGUGGUCUAUCCUCAACAGCAACUGCCCAGAUAUCUGUGAAUCGUAACCUGAACACCCCUACCUGGUCCCAGACCACAUACACCCAGACUAUCAAUGAGAACUACCCACUGUUCACGUCGAUUCUUCGUGUUCAGGCCACCGACUUGGACACGCAGGCCCCGUUCAAUACCCUAACCUACACGAUUUUCAGCAACAACGCUAACAACUUCUUUACUUUCACAAGCACUGGUGUCCUACAGCUGACUAAUACUUUGAUUAGCACGUCAGGAAACUUUACAUUCCAAGUCUCCUUGAGAGACAACGGGCUCCCUCAGCCAAGGUCGGCCAUCCAGCAAGCCACAGUGACGAUAAUAGUCAACCGCAACGCAUUCGCUCCCUUGUUCUUCAACUCCACCUACUACACAACCAUCCUUGAGAGCGCCCCUGUUGGUACUUCUGUGAUGACUGUGUCUGCUCAGGAUCAGGACGCACAGUUUAAUCAGCUGGCUUUCCAAAUCAUUGGGGAUGACACGGCGCCGACAUAUUUCAGCGUGUCUCAAAACAUCGGUAACAAUCAGGGCAGUUGUGCAGGUUCGAUCAAGCCUUACAGCUGGAAACCAGGACAGAUACUAUGUGAGUUUUACAUAAAUUUGUGUAAACUGAAUAUAAAAGUGAGAGUCAUUGCUACUGACAACGGUACACCAGCUCGCAGUGCUGCAGCUGUGGUGAUUGUGGAUAUUCGUCGUAACUUCAAUCCCCCGUCCUGGCAACAGAGGAACUAUGCUAUUGCCGUGCAAGAGACCCAGGCACUAGGUGUGCCUUUCCAGGUGGUGUCUGCCAUUGAUGGGGACAGUCAGCCCCCACAUAACACUGUGUACUACAGACUGCGAAGUGCAACCUUCAACACUGGGUCUGGUUUGGUUGACGCGCUGGCCUACUUCCAGAUGAAUUCUGCAAGCUCUGGUCAAAUCAGUUUGCGUCAGUCACUGGUCAACGAAGUUGCUCGACCAAGCCAGUAUACGCUGACAGUGGAAGCCUAUGAUGGAGGCACCCCAGUCCUGACUGCCACUGAUUUUGCAACGGUUUCAGUUACUGUCCUGCGAAACAACAAUCCUCCAGUCUUCUUCAAUACACCUUAUUCGACAACAAUCUCCAGGAAUCAAGCUACUGGCCAGAGUAUUUAUGCAGUCACCGCCUCUGAUUUGGAUUUCAAUGGACCCAAUAAUUGUAAAUGUGUGUUUGGAGAGGUCCGUUAUGAGAUAGUUGGAUUAAACACGGCACCAAACUACUUUGCGGUUGAUGCCGUAACUGGAGUGAUCUCCCUUUCACAGAGUGUUGCCCAGGAUACAACAACAACUUACACUUUAGUAGUUCAGGCAUAUGACAGUGGAAGCCCAAGUAGGUACGACACGGAGACAGUUACUAUCACAGUGCUGAGAAACACUCAACCUCCCACAUUCAGCCAGCAAAACUACCAGAUCACCAUUUUUGAGACCCAAGUGCUGGGUGUCAACAUCAUAUCUGUCACGGCCACUGAUCCGGAUAACCUUUUUGGCAACAUUAACAAUGUUGAGUACUCGGCCAGUGGAACGCAGAGGGCAUUGGAGUAUUUUUACCUAAACCCGACAAACGGUGGUAUCUCAGUCAAACAGUCUUUGCAGAAUGAUGUCUCCAGCAGCAAUGAUCAGUACACAAUGACUGUUUAUGCCACGGACUAUGGGACCCCUAGGCUUCCAAGCAACACGUUUGCCACAGUAACGAUCGAUGUGAUCCGCAACGACAACUGCCCAGUGUUCCGAAACACACCAUAUGGAGCCAGUAUUUCGCAGAGCAUCGCAUCUGGAACCAGCGUGUUCAGAGUGAACAGCUAAGAUGCUGAUACUAAUCAGUUUGGAACCUUGAGCUACGCAAUUGUUGGUGACAACGAGGCUACUACCUUGUUCUCCAUCGACCAGAGUGGUGUGAUUCGAACUACGACCAGUCUCUUCUCCAGAUCAGAGUCUACCUACACGAUACGAGUUCGAGCCUCAGACAGUGGUGUGCCUGUCUGCUCACAAUUUGAGGUGGUGGUCUUGACCCUGUCAAGAAAUGAGAACACGCCAAUCUGGCUACAGCCAACCAGCGCGACAAACUACAUUGCGACCAUUUCAGUGCUUGAGACUGUCAGCUUCAGUUCUGUCGUCUACAACUUCCAGGCACGAGACAAUGAUGUGGCGGCACCAUUCAACACCUUGAAGUACACUGUGGUUGGAACCAACCCUGCUCCACUGUACUUCAGUGUCGCUGAGACAACGGGUGAGGUCAGGAUAAGGUCAGCCCUCUACGCUGAUCAGACGCAGUCUCAGUAUGUUCUGAAUGUUGUUCUGUCAGACCAACCAGGCAGGGUAAAUGUCAACACGGCCACUCUGACCAUCAAUGUUAUUCGGAACCAGUUCACUCCACGUUUCUUGGACACACCAUACCGCCUGGAUAUCGUGGAAAACACCAACACAGCUCAGAGCAUUUUCCGCGUCACAGCAGUUGAUGACGACGCAGUGAACACCUUUGAAAGAGUCUCAUACGAGGUCUCUGGAGACAGCAAUGCACCGGCUUUUUUCACUGUGAACAGCAACACUGGUGUGAUAACGCUCAUUCAAAGCCUUGCCAACAACCCAGACACAGUGUACAACCUGAGGAUCACAGCGUUUGACAAUGGCAUUCCUCGCCGUAGCAACAGCACGAUUGUUAUUAUCAAUGUUGACCGAAAUAGGAACACACCAUUCUUCCAGCCGACCACCUAUUCAGCCCAGGUGGCUGAUAACAGCAUAAUUGGCUCAGAACUAGUAACGCUUACUGUUAGAGAUUCCGACACAGUUGCGCCUUAUAGCACAGUGAAAUGCUUCUUGCGCACAUCAACCUCCAGUCAGUUUUUCUUUAUUGAUGCUGACACCUGCAAGAUCUAUGUGUCCAGAAAUGUUGCCACUGACGUCAACAGCCCCCAACAGUACACUCUUACUGUUGGUGCUUACGACCUUGGAACUCCCUCAAGGUCAGCCCAAGAUGCAACAGUUUUCAUCUCCGUAGUACGCAACCAGUUCUCUCCAGACUUUAUCAAUGAUCCUUACAGCGUUACAAUAGAGCAGAACAGACUUAUCGGAAGCUUGGUUCUCAGAGUAUCUGCUACGGAUGCUGACACGGUCUCCCCAUUCAGAGAUGUCACCAUGAGACUUAUCGGAGAUGACAAAGGCUUGGAUUACUUCAACUUUGACCCUGCAUCUGGUAAUAUAACAGUGAGGAAUGACUUGACCCAAGACACUAGCACGUUUUACCAGCUUCGUCUUGAAGCAAGGGACGGAGGUACGCCAGCUAGAAGUGCUAGUGCGCUAGUGUCUGUAAAUGUUCAGAGGAAUCUGUUCAAUCCGGAAUUCAUUCAGCUGAACUACAAUAUCACAAUUGACGAGACUCAACAGCUUGGCUCGAACAUUCUGCAGAUCACUGCUAGAGAUCAGGAUGUGAGAUCACCCCAUAAUGUCAUCACUUACACCAUGAGCAAUCAGAAUGCGCUUGCGGCUCAGUAUUUCACUGUCAACUCAGGAACCGGAGAGAUUUCUCUCAGGCAGUCCCUGCUGAAUGAUAACACAGACACUCGCAGGUAUACUUUCCAGGUGUCCAUCUCAGACAAUGGCAUACCGGCCCGCUCAGCUCUCAAUGUUGCCAAUGUUGAAAUCAACGUCAUUAGAAACACCAAUCCUCCAUUUUUUAUCAACACACCUUAUGACAGAGCUAUCAACUACACGACCGCCCAAGGAGCACUGAUUUUCAGAGCAACUGCCACAGAUAAUGAUAUUUCACCCUACAACAUAAUCACCUAUGAUUUAAUUGGGGAUGGCGAUGCAACAAUAUUCUUCAGGAUUGAUGCCACAUCAGGAGAAGUCAGACUGGCACAGUCUAUCGCCCAGGAAUCCACAGUGAUUUACAGACUCACAAUUCGCGCCCAAGACAACGGCAGCCCUCGUCAGGCUGACACAGAGACGGUGUUUGUAACCAUUCAGCGUAACCUGAAUGCUCCAGUAUUUACUCAAAACGCUUAUCAGUCAACAAUCCUGGAAACCCAGGCUCCUGGUACAAGUGUCCUUACUGUUCGGGCCAAUGAUCUUGAUAUUGUUUCUCCCAAUAACGUUGUGCGGUACUUCAUCGCAGAGUCUAAUACCCGCUUCGACAUCGAUGAAACCACAGGAGUUAUUUACAUUAGACAGAAUCUUUAUGAUGAAGUUGCUCCAUCUUAUACAUUCAAUGUUCGCGCCAAUGACCUUGGCAGUCCCCAAUUGACGAGCAACACGGUUCCAGUCACCAUUACUGUGAUCCGUAACAAUUUUGCUCCUGUGUUUAUUAACGAGAUCUAUAGUGCGGACAUCACCACUGGCUUCUUCUCGGGCGCCAGCAUCAUACCAGUCACAGCUACUGAUGCGGAUCCAAGUGCCCCUUACAACACCGUGAGAUACAGCAUCAUUGGUGACGACAUUGCCCCCAGUUUGUUCGCCAUCAACCCAUCGACUGGCAUGAUCUCCUACGCCAGCAACUCCAACAUCAACCUCGAUGGCUCAUCACAAUACAGGGUCAGGGUCCUUGCUUCUGAUGGAGGUUUCCCGCCAGAGACAGACACGACUGUUGUGUACCUUAACAUCACCCGUAACCGGUUCUCUCCGGCCUUCCAACCAAACCAGUACAGUACGCUGAUCCCAGAAUCACAGUCACUGGGCGCAGAAAUCCUAAGAGUGACUGCUGGUGAUCUUGAUACUGCGGCUCCUCACAAUGUUGUGCAGUAUACCCUGGAAGGAAAUGCGAGAGCUCUGGAGUACUUCCAAGUGUCUGCUUCAUCUGGCAUCAUUUCCCUUAUCAAGCCAGUCUACCAGGACACAAACAACACCAACUAUGUGUUGACGAUCACUGUUCGCGACCUUGGUUCCCCAUCCCGGGCUGGUACCAACACAGCAACAGCAAUUAUAAGUGUAUACAGGAACCAGUUUGCACCAGUUUUCAUUCAAAGCCCAUACCAGGCAACCAUUGGGAAGAACAUUGCUGCUGAUGCCUCUAUUUCCCGAUUCACGGUCUCUGAUGCAGACACACAGACCCCAUUCAAUCUGGUUACCGUGUCAGCAAUCGGAGAUGACCUUGCACCGACUUACUUCUACUUGGAGCAAGUGACCACAAAUGUGUACAACGUUCGUGUGAGAAAUGUGAAUGACCUUGCAACUGAUUUAAGAACCAGUUACCAGCUGAGAUUGCAAGCUCAAGACGGUGGAAAUUUGGCUGGGUUCGGUUUCGGCAGUUUGACUGCCACCACAAUUCUGACGGUCAAUGUAAACCGAAACAUCUUCCCUCCAGAAUUCUCAAACAUUUUCAACAUCCAAGUCAGCAUCUCCGCUAACACCUUCCCCGGAUCCUUCAUUGUGGACCUGAACGCUACUGACAAUGAUGUGACGUCUCCAGAGAAUACGGUUCGCUUUGAGAUUGUGGGUGACAAUACUGCACCAGACUACUUCUACAUCAAUCCAGUGAAUGGCAGAAUCUCUCUACUCAACUCUGUACUGAAUACAUUUACCAGUAACUACAGGAUUCAAGUUCGGGCCUAUGACGGCGGCUUCCCCACUCUGGCAGAUACAACGUUUGUUGAUGUGAACGUGAUUAGAGUCACAGAGGUCCUCAGUUUCUUCACAACAAAUUAUAGAGAAACAAUCCAAGAAAAUCUGCAAGUCGGACAGUCAGUCAUUGACGUAUCAGCACAACCGCAGCCCGACAUCACGUACGACCUUGUUGGGUUCAGUGAUGGGCCAGACUACUUCAACAUCUCAGCCACAUUGGGACGCAUUUUUGUACGGUCUGACCUGCGUCUGGACAGGAACAAGAAGACUUUACACACGUUGUUGGUUCGUGCGACAAAGGCGUUCAGCUCGGGUGUGCAGUCUGCCAGUGCCACGGUAACAGUCACCGUGCUGAGGAAUCUGAAUGCCCCAUUCUUUGACCGCCAGCUCUAUGACGUCACUGUACCAGAGGCCUUGCCCAUUGGAAACAGUAUUGUACAACUGACUGCCAGUGACAAUGAUGCCUUUGAUGUCCUGAGCUUCCAGAUUGCCAACCUGUCUAUAUUUGGUACGCCAUUUGAUGUGUUCUAUCUGGGUCCCAGCUCUGGCCUCAUAUCUCUACGCAGGGUUCUCACUGAUACGGGCAUCAAUCAGUACCAGUUUUUGGUGUUGGCGUCUGACCAGUCAAGUCCGGCUAAAACCGGUACAGCCACUGUGCGAGUGACAGUUAUCCGUAGCACGCAGCCUCCGAUCUUCGUAAACAACGCCCCGUACAGCACGGGAAUCAACGUGGGAUCUGCAGUAGGAACGACAAUCUAUACACAAGCCAGGGCCGUUGAUAAUGACCUGGUGGGGUCCAUAAGAUAUGGACUGACGGGUCAGUACUUUUCUGCAGCCUUCUACUUCCGGAUCAAUGAGACGACUGGUGACAUUCUGCUUCAAAAUCCCAUUGGCAGUGAUCAAAGUGUGACGUACAUUCUGGGCCUGUUGGCAUAUGACACUGCCUAUCCCACACAGAUAGCGUACACAAAUCUCACUGUCAUCGUUAACCGCAACCCAAAUGCCCCUGUGUUCAACCCACAGACCUACCAGCGAACCAUCUCUGAGGACUAUGUACUUGGGCUAGACUUGGUCCAGUUGACAGUAUCAGAUGCAGACGGUCAUUUUGUGCGCUGCAACAUAGAUAGCAUUUCUGCGCCUAACGUGUUCCCUCAACCAAACAACUUGGCAGACUUUUUCUACUUGAACCCAUUUACAUGCCUCCUCACAGUUCGUAACAGUUUAACGGGCAUUGGUAUCAAUUCCGUCGCCAUGAGCAUUUCUGGUACCGAUGAUGGCAUUCCAAACAGAAGGACCGUCAUUAACGCACAGGUUACCAUCAACAUUGUGCGGAAUCAGAAUGAUCCAUUCUUCGUGAACACGCCAUACAUUACAACCAUCCCAGAGACCACUGCUCUAGGAACUGCUGUUAUUACAGUGUCUGCUAUUGACAAUGAUAGUGUGCAAUCCCCGGUCAACUACCGAUUGAUUGGAGACGAUUCCACUAGUACCUACUUUAACUUCAACACUACAACUGGAAGGAUUACUGUUGCUAGAUCUCUACUUGAGGAGAACAGAGACCGGUACAUUGGGCGCAUUGUUGCCUUUGACAACGGGGCACCUGCCAGGAGCGCCACAGUAACCGCUAUAAUCAACAUCAACAGGAAUGAGAAUGCUCCAAUCUUCAAUCCUCAGUUCUACAAUCGGACUAUCAUGGAGACAGAACCUACGAACUUCCAGAUCCUCAGGGUCACUGCAACUGACGCUGAUAGAAUUGCUCCAUGGAAUGCGGUCACGUACUCCACCCAGAGUUUCGACCAGAACAACUUGAUCAGCCAAUACUUCGAUCUUAUAUCUUCCACUGGUGAUAUCCGGGUUCGUCUGCCGCUAUACAAUGACGCCUCUGACACAAGAACUUACACGUUCACGGUGCAGGCACAAGAUGGUGGUGCUCGCUCGUCCUCAUCGUUCCAGAAUGCCCAAGUCACGAUCAACGUGAUUAGAAAUUUGUUCCCGCCAGUUUUCAUCAAUGUGCCUUAUUCUGUGUCUGUUCCCUUCACUGUUAGCCAAGGCUUCAAUGUCUUUGAUGUGAAUGCUACCGAUCAGGACACAGUGCCCCCAUACAAUUCGAUUACCUUCUCAAUCAUUGGUGAUGAGGUUGCUACACAGAGGUUCUUCAUUAAUCCGACAUCAGGAAUCAUCUCAGCAGCGUCUCAAAGCCUUGUUUCAGACACAAACAGAUUUUAUGUGAUCCGAGUGCUUGCCCAAGAUGGUGGUACACCACGUCUGUCUGCUACCACAACGGUUCUCGUGAACGUAGAAAGGAACCUGUUUGCGCCGACCUGGCGCCAGCAGAACUACUCGGUCACUGUUAAUGAGAUACAGGACCUGGGCGUGAAUCUCCUCAGUGUUCAGGCACAGGACCUUGACAUACAGGCUCCGUACAAUACACUGGUGUACAGCGCUGUCAAUACAUUUGGCAACACCCUGGCAUCAGAAUACAUUGGCUUGGGUGUCAAUACUGGUGAAAUCUUCAUUCGCAGAUCUCUGACCCUGAUCACUGACAAUACCUUGGUGCUUGAGGUAUCUGUACGCGACUCCGACCCAACUACCCCAAGGGUUGCUGACAGGAAUGCAUACGUCACAGUGACCAUUAUUCGUAAUAUUUUCACUCCCGUGUUCACAAACACAUCGUGCGAUGUGUCCCUCACCACGUUCAACAACCAACAGUUCUUCCUUACUCAAGUGACGGCUACAGAUGCUGACAGUAUUAAUACACCAUUUGGUCAGGUCCGUUACGCCAUCAUCGGUGAUGAUGUUUCUGUUAACUUGUUCUCCAUCGACGAAGUGUCGGGCCGAAUUAGCGCUACAGGAAACUUGGCAACCAGUGGGGCUGAGUCAUAUGUGAUACGAGUACAAGCCCGUGACCAAGGUCGCCCGGCGCUAUACGCCACCAAGGUGUGCUCUGUCAGCGUACAACAGAACUUCCAGUCCCCGUUCUUCCUAAACAACUCCUACACUGCAACUAUCAGAGAGACAUUCCCUCUUGGCAAUACCAUACUGACAGUGUCUGGCAGAGACAGUGAUCUUGCGGCGCCCCACAACGCUAUCCGCUAUCAGCUAACAAGGGAUGCGGAGGAUUUGGAAUGUUUCUUGAUCAACUCAGUCACAGGAGAACUCGCCCUACGUAGAUCCCUGCUCUAUGAUCCCUGCACUUCAAACCUGUUCUUUAUGAGAGCUCAAGUGUAUGACCUUGGAAAACCUCAACUAUUUGGACCAGAGGUUAACAUCACAAUCGUUGUCCAGCGAAACAACAACCCGCCGUUCUUUAUUAAUGAUCCUUACACGCGAACAAUAGCCGAGAAUCAGGCAGUUGGAACUCUUGUCUACGACACAUCAGCUAGUGACCUAGACAUUUUGGCCCCAUUCAACACUCUGACGUAUGCCAUUAUUGGAGACGACUCUGCCCCAACCUACUUCUCCAUCAACUCCACAACGGGCGACGUUUUUCUCACCAACUCUGUACAGUUGGAUACUCAAUCACAGUACCAACUUCGUCUAUUAGUCAGUGAUGGCGGAAUACCAUCUCGCAUGGACUCUGCUAUUUUGACAGUUAGCGUCACAAGAAAUCUCUUCAGUCCAGUUAUUAACCCAUUGAAUUAUGAAGCCACAAUUUUCGAGGACACAUUUAUCGGUGAAGAAAUCGUAAGGGUUUUGGCCACUGAUCAGGAUGUGAGGUCCCCUCAUAAUGAUAUCCGAUACGAAGCUGUUGGUACAAACUCUGGAAACACACUGACCUACUUUGGCAUUGGAAGCACCGAUGGAUCUGUGUUUGUCAGGAGGUCAUUGACCACUGACAACAACCAGCAAAAUGAAUUCACAAUGUUUGUUCGAGCUUUUGACCUCGGCGUUCCUCAGAGGUCUAGCGCCAACCAGGCCACUGUGAGAAUCCUUGUGCUUCGUAACAGGAACUGCCCGGUGUUUGCCAACCUGCCAACAAACAUCACAAUUUCCCAGUCCCAGAAUACACAGACCCGGAUCUUCAACGUCUCUGCCACAGAUCUUGAUGCUGCAGGUCGCUUCAGUACGCUGACCUACUCCCUAGUCGGUGAUGACAAUGCUGCAGUCCUGUUCAACAUAGACCCCAACAAUGGCUUCAUCUUCAUCUCAAACACUGGUCUUAUCAGUGACAGAUCCUCAGUCUACAAGCUGAGAGUACGUGCUUCUGAUGGGGGAUACAGCCCAUGCACAAGAGAUAGUGUCCUGACUGUGAAUGUCUUGCGUAACGAACUUGCCCCUGUCUUCCAACCAAGUAGCAUCUACCGUGUGACAAUCCUGGAGACCCUGUCUACUGCAGAGUCCAUCUUCACUGUUACCGCUAGAGACAACGAUUUGCAGGCACCCAACAAUGUAGUUUCCUACUACCUAUCCUCAACGACAGCCAACUCAAAUAUGUUCUUUGUGGAGUUUAACACUGGACGGGUCUUCCUCAGGACAAGCCUCAUGGGAAUUGCUCUGAACCAGUAUAAUGUAACUAUCACAGCCCAAGAUGGAGGAUUCCCCACACGAUCAAGCGAGGCCUUAUUGAUUGUAGACAUUCUUAGAAAUCGUUUCCCUCCGACGUUUGUGAAUGAACCUUAUACACGCACCAUUGAUCGUAACCUCGCCACAGGAAGCUCCAUUGUUGAGGUCACUGCCACUGAUGUUGAUCUUACGGCUCCAUACAACACUCUGCAAUACAGCAUUAUUGGAGACGAUUCGGCACCUACAUAUUUCUCCAUAAAUUCUUUCAAUGGCCGCAUUUCCUUGCAAGCUUCCAUUUCUACAGAUGCGAGUGAUGUAUAUUAUGUGCGAGUGCUGGUCCAGGAUGGUGGUAAUCCUCGUUUGUCAGACACGACCGUUGUCAUUGUGUACGUGAAUCGCAACUUGUUCCCACCAGUGUUCAGUCCACAGCAGUACAGUGCAACAAUCCUGGAUACACAGGCGAUAGGAGUACCGAUAGUGUACAUCACCGCAACGGAUGCUGAUACUACCUCUCCCCACAAUGUGGUACGCUAUGAGUUACGUGGCAAUACCGCAGACAUGGAUCGCUUUAUGGUGGACACAAUAACUGGAGCCGUCAUGCUGCGUUCAAGUGUCUACAACAUCAGCCUCAAUGUUCAGCAGAAUACAUUCUCCUUCCAAGGGUUUGCAUCCGACCUUGGAAGGCCGAACUCUCUCUCAACCAGCCAGCUGGCAAACAUCUUCAUCACUGUGGUGAGAAACAACUUUGCACCAGUUUUCCAGAACACGCCAUACCAAAUCAGCAUACAGGAAAACCACCCUGCUCUAGCGUCCGUCUUCAAGACUUCUGCUGUUGACGCUGAUGCUACAGCCCCGUUCAACACUGUGCGUUAUGAGAUGAUUGGUGACGACUCAACCCCCUCAUUCUUUUUUGUUAACGACACAACUGGCUUGAUCAGUCUGCGGUCAAAUACCAACCUAGUGCUAGAUUCAACCACACGAUUUAUGGCCCGUGUCCUUGCCUAUGAUGGAGGGUUCCCAAGCCGGUCAUCAACAGCAGUAGUGAUCAUCAACGUGCUUCGUAACUUGUUCUCCCCAGUUUUCAACCACACCCAGAACAUACAAGUCACCAUCUUUGAAACUGCCCCAAUUGGCACGUUUAUCUUUGACUUGAAUGCUUUUGAUCAAGAUAGACAGGCUCCAGAAAACACUGUGACGUACUUCAUCAACAAUUUCAACUUCAACAAUCAGUUCCUCAUCAACCCCACUACUGGUGUGAUCACACUGUUGCAGAGUGUUCUCAACACUCAGACAGACUUCUACAGGAUGACUGUGACGGCUCAAGAUGGCGGUACGCCUGCACGCUUUGCCACAAUCACUGUGGACGUUAACGUUGUGAGAGAGACUGGUGCCCUGCGAUUCACCUUGGAUACAUACUCUGCUACUAUACCUGAAACAGAGCGUGUCAACAGCUCGAUUGUGCAGACCUUUGCCAACCCAGGGACCCCUCAAUACAGCAUUAUAAGCUCUGAGCCAGGCAUUACAUACUUUGGUAUCAAUCCCUCUACUGGGUCAAUAUUUGUGCGCCGAGCUCUGCAGACUGACCCUGCAUACCUGACCUUCUACAGGCUGCAAAUUGAAGCAGUAGCUCAGGGCUCAAUAUCCCAACAAAGGGCAACUGCUUUCGUGAACGUGACUGUCAUUCGCAAUGCCAACGCCCCAAUCUUCAGCCGUGACCAGUACACUGAGGUCAUUCAGGACACACUCUUAGUUGGCAGCCUCAUUCUAACGGUCACUGCAACUGACCAGGACUUCGACACUAUAGGAUACUCAGUGAUUAGCGGACUGAACAGCACGGACUUUUUCUACCUCAAUCCAUUCACUGGUGCGAUCAGUUUGAGCAGAUCGGUCUUCAACACUGGCCAGGACAGUUAUCGCUUUACAGUUCAAGCUAGCGAUCAGCGUAUCAACACGCGCUUUGACACGGCUGAGGUGUUCAUUCAGAUCUUGAGAGAUACAGGAGCCCCUCAGUUUACUCAAGAACCCUAUGUCGGUACUGUGAGAGAAAUCGAUGUCAAUGGAACCUCAAUUGUUCAGACAAACUGCUUUGAUAAUGACAGGCGCGGAAAUAUUGUGUAUGCCCCAGUUGCAUACACUCUUGCAUCUGCUUUCUUUUCUAUAAAUUCACAGACUGGAAAUGUUUUCCUGUUCAAUGGCGGGUCUCUCAGACUGCAUGGUGCUAGUCAAUACACUUUCCGUAUUGAAUGCUACGACUCUGCCUAUCCAAACAACAAGGACUUCUCUGAUGUGAUAAUCAAUGUCCGGCGCAAUUUGAACCCGCCAGUUUUCGAGUUCCCCAAUUAUAGCCAGACCAUCCCAGAAACCUGGGCACUCGGAAGUGAAGUGCUGCGCGUAUCUGCAGUUGAUGGGGACGGUGACCUCGUUACUUACUCCAUUAGUGGGGAUGCAUUUGGUACCAAUAAUCGUGCCAAUGAGUACUACUUUAUUGGGGCGGAGGAUGGAAGAAUUUACUUGAAGAAACCGUUGACCAUGGGCUCUCAUACGGAGGAUAAUAUUGGAUUGCGUGCCUGUGACAACAGACUGAACGAACGUCAGUGUGGCACUGCGGUUGCCAGGGUUAUUAUAACCAGAGACCGGUUCCCACCAGUAUUUGUCAACCAGCCAUACCAGGCCUCCAUCAACAAGAACCAUGGCGUAAACACCACAGUCCAGUUUACGUCUGCUGUCGAUUCAGACCUUGUUGGACAAAUCCGUUACAAGAUGGAUGGACUGUACCCAGCCCCAACGUUCUUCACAGUGAACGAGUUAUCUGGUGAAAUCAGAUUGCAAUCAAGUAUUGCAACAGAUGCAAUGCUCACUAACACAUACUUCGUAAAACUGCUUGCCUAUGACACUGCAUACCCAACCAUGUUUGGAACUGCGACUGCAACAAUUUUCGUAAACCGUAAUCCGAAUGGUCCAGUGUUCCUCAACCAAAAUUGCAGAGCCUCAAUCUCAGAAACUGCUUUGAUUGGCCAGAAUAUUUUCAAUGCCACAGCUGUUGAUGCUGACCUGGAUAUACUCUCUUACUCUUUUGGAGCCAAUACCGAUGUUGACGACACAACCUUCUUCUACUUGAAUCCUGAUACUGGUUUCAUUGUUCUAAGAUCUUUGCUCACAAAUACUGCACUCUCUCAGUUCCAGUUCAACGUCCUCGUGAGUGACGAGAGCAACCCAGCAAAGACAUCAACGCUUAACUGUGUCUUUGACAUUGUGCGAGACACUGCACCUCCUAUCUUCAUCCGAACACCUUACAGAGUAAAUAUUCUCGAGAACCGACCAAUCAAUGACAGGAUCUUCAGCGUCACCGCCACUGAUGCAGAUCUGCGUGGUGCAAUAGUUUACGGCGUCUCGGCAGAUUUUGUUGCUGGCAACUACCUGCCUGCCUUCUACUUCGCCAUAGAUGCGCAGAAUGGUGAUAUUCGUGUUCGCAAUACUCUGAGGACAGAGUCCACUAUGUCAUCUACAUAUCAGCUUGUGGUGACCGCCUACGACAGCCAGUCCCCAAGGUAUGUUGCCACAGCAACUGUCACCAUCACUGUAAACAGGAAUCCCAGCACACCAGUGUUUGAGCUCACCUCGUACCAAACCACACUCAGCGAGUACUACCCCAUAGGACAGCUAGUCUUCAACAUCACAGCAACUGACCCAGAUUUUGAUACUGUAAAGUACUCCUUUGUCGUUCAAAGUGAAAAUCUGAAUCCUACCAUCAACCGUGGUCUUGAUUUCUUCUAUAUUCUUGAGAGCUCUGGAUUGGUCUACCUGAAGACACCACUCUACACUGACACUCUGCAAGAAAGCAGAUUUACUAUGCAAGUUCAAGCACGCGACCAAAGGUUCCCUGAAGAGCGUUUUGCAGUAGCUCCCGUUACAGUGUUUGUCACUCGUACCAGAAACCCACCAGUGUUUGUGCAGACGCCGUACAGAGUGACUGUAUCUGAGAAUAUUGCGGUUGGCAGUAACAUCUACAGGGUCACUGCACAAGACUCUGACCUGGAGGAAAGAAUAGAGUACGUGGUUGUUGGUGAUGAUGUAGCACCCUACUAUUUCCGUGUUAACUCCACCACGGGUGAAGUCCAUGUUAGAAACAAUCUUAUCACAGACAGGGUCAACUUCAGAUACAAUCUGCGUGUGCAAGCCUAUGACACGGCCUACAGAGCUCAGAUUGCUGAGUCUGUGGUGGAAAUAACCGUAACAAGGAAUGAGUUUUCUCCUGUAUUUUUGUUAUCGCCAUACCGUGUCACCAUCAACGAAACCAUCACUCUCGGAUCUUGUAUUCUCACUGUGUCAGCUAGAGAUCAAGAUGGGGACCGUGUAACAUACACUACCAAUGGUGACCAGUCCACACUAGAGUUCUUCAGCCUGGGAACCGACUCUGGAGCCAUCUGUGUCCGUCAAUCCCUCUUGGGCAGUCGACAGACCGAGUACAGGAUGACCAUCACAGCAAAUGACAAUGGAAAUCCAGCCAGAACCAGUUUUGUGGAAGCGUUCAUCACAGUGAUCCGUGACCAGUUCCCACCAGUGUUCAUCAACUUGCCAUAUGGUGUUACGCUAAGCGAGUAUACAUCUGUGGGAUCGUUUGUUUUUGACACCAACGCCACUGACAGUGACCUUGUGGGCCAGAUCCGCUACUCUCUGAUCGGAGACUACCCCACCCAGAGCUUCUUCACUCUGGACACAGUCACUGGCAUCCUGACGACAAUAAGCAGUCUGCGACUCGAUGCUAACUACGCCUCAUUCUACGUAGCCAGAGUUACCGCUAUCGACAACCUUCGACCCAACCAGAUCGCCACGGCAACUGUUGCUAUCAAUGUGAUUCGCAACCAGAAUGGCCCCAUUUUCUCACUGCCUAGCUACACUAACACAAUUCCUGAGACCACCAGUGUGGGGAAUGUGGUGCUUAAUGUGACGGCCAGAGAUUUGGACGUCAAUGACCAGAUCACUUACUAUCUGACCUCACAGACAUUUUCUGGGAAUCAGUUCAACAACUUCUAUUUCUACAUGGACCCCAACACAGGCGCUGUUUGGUUGAGAGCGUCGGUGCUAAACAUUGGCAUUAACAACUUCUUUUUGACCUUCCGAGCCUGUGACAGUGGUCUACCGCAGCGCUGUGCCAACAGUACUGGAACAAUCAACGUACUGCGUAACCAGUUCCCCCCGAUCUUCCGCAACGAGCCUUACAGCCGCACUAUUCAGGACACAGCCGUUGUUGGUAGCAGCGUGUUAACAAUCACUGCCACAGACGCUGACCAGAUUGGCACUCUUGUGUACGAGGCACUGACCACUCCCUAUCCAUUCGAGCUCAACCGUCUUACUGGUGUCGUCACCUUACAGUACCAGGGCUUGUUGUAUGGUCCUGCCUUGUACACUUUCCGCGUGCGUGUCUAUGACGAUGCCGAUACAACCAGAUUUGACGACAGCAACGUCACAGUAUCCGUUAUUCAGAACCCAAGUGGACCUAACUUCCUAAAUGACCCCUAUUCAGUGACCAUCUCAGACAACCACGCCUUGGGAUCCAUAGUCGUCAACACUACUGCUGUGGAUCUGGAUGGGGAUAUUGUUCGAUACUACUUCCUGGGAGAUAUACUGGCCCAAGACUUCUUCUACAUAACUGCGGACACUGGAGAUAUAUUCCUGAGGCGCUCACUGCUUGGAACCAAUGUCACACGAUUCCCGUUCACAGUAAGAGCAUCCGACCAGCGUGUUAUUGAAAGGACAGAUGAAGCAAGUGUCCUUAUCAACGUUGUCAGAGACGUACAGCCACCAUUCUUUGUCAACGAACCCUACGCAUUUGCUAUUAGCGAAAACCGAAUCAAUGAAGUGGUCUACACUGCAGUUGAAGCAAGGGAUAAUGAUUUGCAGGGCACCCUCAGAUACGAAGCGUUUGGCGUCUACCCAGCUCAGUCAUUCUUUGCGAUCAAUCCAACCAAUGGAGACAUAAGUGUGAUAAGAAGCUUGCGGGAAGAUGGUCUCAACAGGCUUUCAUACACGUUGGACAUCCUGGUAUACGACACUGCCUACCCGAACAUGCGAGACGUGUCCCAGGUGAUCAUUACAGUGCUUCGGGAUGAGUCCGGGCCCAUAUUUCAGCCCUCAGCAACCUACCAGGUCACAAUCCCAGAGACCACGCCCAUUGGUAACAACGUCAUUGUUGUAACAGCUGUGGAUCCUGACAAUGAUUUUGUCUCGUUCAAACUUCUAAAUGGAACAAACAAUGGAAUGGAUUACUUCUUCCUUGAUCAAGCUACAGGAGCUGUUUCUGUCAGACGUAACCUCGUCAGAGAUCCAUUCCUCUCAGAGUACUUGCUUACUCUUCAAGCAAUCAGUCGAAGCCGGUCUGCAUUUGCUACAGUGCGUAUCUUGAUCACGCGCCAGAUCGAUCAGAGACCAUUCUUCAUUAACACCCCGUACAGACGCUCGAUCAUCAAUGAUCAGAUCAUCAAUCAGACUCUUCUGUCAGUCACAGCUCGCGACAAUGACCUUGUGGGCCAGAUUCGAUACAGGACCAUCGGAUUCUUCCCAGCAACAGAAUAUUUCAGCAUUGAUGAAGUGACGGGUGCUGUCCGCAUAUUCCGAAGUGUGAGAGGCGACCAGUAUUCAUCACAGCUAUAUGUGUUGACUGUUCAGGCGUAUGACACUGCAUUCCCUUCGAUGACUGCUCAGGAAGAUGUAUAUAUUGAUGUCAUCCGCAACCCCAACCAACCGCAGUUUCUAGAGAGCUUCUACUCGCGCUCUGUACCAGAAAAUAUCGCUUUGGGAUCCCAGGUGCUUUGCGUGAAUGCUACUGACCUUGACGGAGAUGUACUGUACUAUGAGCUCACUGGGGAUCAGGGAAAUUUCAACCAGAACCAGUUUGCAAGAGACUUUUUCUUCAUGACAUCAGGUGGUUGUGUUUUUGUGAGGAGAAAUCUUUACGAAUCCACCAUCAACAGCUACACUUUCACAGCCACGGCUAGGGAUCGCGCCUAUCCAGAGAAAUUUGGGUCAGCUACAGUUCAAAUUCAGAUUGUGCGGGAUCAGUUCAAACCAAUUUUCACACUACAGGAUUAUGUUGUUACAAUUCAAGAGAACUCCCCUGUCAAUAGUACCCAGCCUAUCAUAACUGUCACUGCAUCUGAUAGCGAUCUAAGGGGACAGAUUGUAUACGAGGCCACUGGUGAUGGUUCUGCCCUGUCCUACUUUAUGAUCAACCAGAAUGGACAGAUCUUUGUGAAACAGAGUCUUAGGAACGAGCUUGCCACAACCUACCUUAUGUCCUUGAGAGCUUACGACAGCUUCUACGCCUACAAUUAUGGAUUUGCAACGGUCCGCAUCAUUGUGAUCCGUAAUCCGAACCCUCCAGUGUUCAGCCUGCCGAGCUAUCAGGUGACAGUGAACGAGAAUAUCCCCCUUGGCAACGUGGCAGUUGACAUUCAGGCUACUGACGCAGAUCAGGACUAUAUAACGUACAGGAUGAUUCCAACCAGUUUGAAUGCCAGUGACUACUUCCUGGUAAACUUUGACAAUGGUGACGUCUUAGUGACACGUGAAUUGUACCGAAACCGUGCUGUCAGCCAAUACACUAUGAUUGUUCAAGCUAGUGACAAUCGAGGCAUCAACACAAGAGUGACCAAUGUGUCCGUUACUGUGAACGUCCUGAGAAACCAGCCUCCGUUCUUCACCAACACCCCAUACAGAAUGUCUGUGUCGGAGAGAACAGCCCUUGCUACAAGCCUGUAUCGUGUAACAGCCAACGAUAAUGACCUGAUUGGAAGAAUUGUAUACACGGUGAUCGGCGACAGCUACACGCCUGGAUACUUCACUGUCGAUUCAACCUCUGGUGUGGUCUCAGCCAUUUCCAACCUUACAGUGGACUAUAACCUUUUCUAUGUUCUGCGUGUUGGUGCGUAUGACUCGGCCAUUCCGUACGAAACAGCAACAGCAACCAUAGAGAUUUCAGUGUCCAGGAACGAGAACGAGCCUAUCUUUGUUGAGGAGCCGUACCGCUUGAGCCUGCGUGAAAGCACCCCGCUUGGUACCAGUGUGUACCGUAUCACUGCUAAUGACCGGGAUGGAGAUAUUAUACGCUACAGCUUGCUUGACGUCAUCACCAAUAGAAUCGCUCGAGAGCAUUUCUAUCUUCACCCUGACAAUGGCAACAUUUGGCUUACGAGGACUCUCACAGACUUCACCGAAAACCAGAUUGGGAUAUCUGUGCGAGCAUCGGACCAGAGGAGACCUGAGCGUGUUGAUGACUCAGUGGUAGUGGUGAACAUCGUCCGGGACCAAAUUCCCCCGGUGUUCACCAAUGAGCCUUACACAGUCUCAAUCCUCGACAGUGCAGCAAUCAACCAGUCCAUCUAUACUGUGCGAGCUGUGGACUCAGACCUUCAGGGUGAACUAAGAUUCGACAGCAUCGGAAUCUAUCCAGCCCAAACCUUCUUCAGAGUUGACAACGCAGGACGUAUCAUUGUAACACGAUCGCUGAAGGAAGACAGCGUGCCUCGCGAGUCCUACACCCUUCGUGUGAUCACAUACGACUCUGUGGACCCUGGUCUACAAGACACAUCCGAUGUUACAAUUUUAGUGUCCAGAAAUCCCAAUGUUCCGCAGUGGUCCGAGGCCCAGUACAGCAGGACUGUUAGUGAGGAAUACUCCCUUGGAGCGCCCAUCUUAAACAUCUCUGCUAUUGAUGCUGAUCGGGACCAGGUGACGUACAGCCUGGUAGAGGACACAACAGGAAGUGUCACAGGAAGCAACUCGCUGGACUACUUCUUCCUCCUGCCCACAGGGGAGGUCUACCUCAGACGUUCACUCACCUCCGCACCUCUCAACCAGUACUCGUUCUCAAUUCGAGCCACUGACAACGGCAACCCUAGACGUUCUGCCCUUGGCUCAGUGACAAUAUUCAUCACAAGAGCCGUGCUGCCGGUGUUCAGAAACACCCCAUACGCCACACAAGUCCAGGAGAACCGUGCAAAUGCCACUCAGAUAUACACAGUCACUGCUGUGGAUGCAGACGGACGGGGCCAGAUGAUGUACGAAGUCGUUGGUAUUGGUGCAGCUCCGAGCUUCUUCUACGUUGGCUCUGGUGGCCAGAUCUUCACACGAGGCAUCCUGUCCUCUGACCGAGCACUGGAAUACACGCUGCGACUAGUUGCCUAUGACAGCACAACACCACAGCAGCGUGCCACUGCUGAUGUCCAGAUCACCGUACUUCGUAACGUGAACCCACCAGUUUUCAAUCCUGACACCUACACCAGGACUAUACAGGAAGAGACUGCAGUUGGUACAUCUAUCCUACGCGUGACCGCCACAGAUGCAGACUUGGAUUUCCUGACCUUCACUCUGUCGGGAGAUAUCAACAGUGCCUGUACAGAGUACUUCUACAUACGGGAAACUACCGGAGACAUCCAUCUGUCAAGAUCUGUCUUGAAUAUUGGUGCCGUCUCAUACCGGUGCACAGUCACUGUAUCAGACAAUGGCUACCCGAGCAACAAAAUUGACACCGCACAGGUAGACAUCUUUGUUGACCGUGACCGUGCCCUACCGGUGUUCACAAGCAAUGCCCGUUACCAAGUCACCAUCAACGAGGACCGACCAGUCGGAAACAGCAUCAUCCAGGUGUCUGCUUCACGACAAGGCAUACAAGGUCGUAUCUACUAUGAUGAAAUUGGUGACUAUCCGGGACAGAGCUUCUUUAACGUGAACAACCUUACUGGAGACGUGACUGUCCAACAGAACUUGAGAAACGAUGUUGUACGCCUGGGUACUUACACGCUGCGUGUGGUUGCCUAUGACACCAUUGCACCGAGACUCUCUGCCACUGCCGAGGUGUUCAUAACGGUGAUCAGAAACCUCAAUGGCCCAAUAUUCAACCCACAGAUCUACCGUAUUACCAUUGAUGAGAGCACCCCAGUCAGACAGUAUAUCCUGAAACUGAAUGUUUCUGAUUCCGAUGGUGAUGAUCUGACCUGCUCCUUGGUAAGCGAGUCUGGUAGCUUCGUCGGCACAGGUACCAGUACGUACUUCCAAGUGGAUAUGAAUACCUGCUUUGUUUUCGUCAACAACGACUUGAAUGCAGACUUAACUGACCGCCAGGAAUACACUCUAACGGUCCGAGCAACAGACAACAGAAUUCCAACCGCUCAGUCUACCACUGCCACAGUCAUUGUUACAGUGUUACGUGACCUAGCACCGCCCAGAUUCACCAACCUGCCCUUCACCAUUGAUCUCAAUGAGAAGACAGUGAUAAACUCGACUGUCUAUACCGUUACUGCUGUUGACCAAGAUUUGGAGGGUUCAAUAGUUUACACGCUGGAUGGGGACUUCCCAGUACAGAGCUUUAUUGACCUUAACUCCCGAACUGGUCAGGUGACAUUGAGGAACAGUCUCCUGUCAGACACUACGCAGAACACGGUCUACACUGCCCAGUUUGGAGCCUAUGACAGCCUCAAUCCAGUCCAGCGUGCACGAGCUGCACUUACCAUUAGAGUACUCAGGAACCAGAACACCCCAGUUUUCAACCCAUCUGCCUACCUGCAAACCAUUGCAGACACGUAUGAGAUCGGAGCGGAUGUGAUCACUUUGACUGCAACUGAUGCUGAUGGGGAUGAAGUAUACUACAGCCAAGGAGGCGAUGCAACUGACCUAGAGUACUUCUAUGUUAAUCCAACCAAUGGUGUCAUCCGUUUGAGAAAAUCGUUGACGGGAUCAGUGAGAAACACGUUCACAUUCACUGUUCGGGCAAUCGAUAAUCGACCUCAGGGUGUUCAGAAAUCAACGCAGGCCACAGUGCAGAUCAAUGUCCUUCGUGAUGGCGGGCCGCCUCAGUUUGUCAAUACCCCAUACAGGAUCACUGUUCCCAUUAACCAGGCUGUUAACUCGUCGUUCUUCAGUGUCCGAGCCGUAGACAAUGACUUAAAGGGUUCUAUUGUGUACAGACUGGACGGCUUUGUUCCUGGAACCAACUUCUUCAGUCUCAACUCUGCAACAGGGAACAUUAUUGUGAGGUCAAGCCUCCAGUCUACCUCACUCAAUAUCUACCAGGAAUUCACUUUGCUGGUUUCUGCCUAUGAUACUGGAGCACCUCUAGCAGUCGUCCGGGAAACUGUGACCAUCAUUGUGAACCGUAACCUCAACACCCCGCUGUUUGACAAACAGUUGUAUGAGGAAACAGUUAACGACUUCGAGCCUGUCGGAAGUAGCGUGCUGGUGGUCACUGCACGGGAUGCUGAUAUAACCAGCCCAGAGAAUCAGGUCUCGUACGACAUCGUUUCUACCAGCACCAACACUCUGUUCGAAAUGUUCGCAAUCAACCCGGGCUCUGGAUUGAUAACCAUCAACAGGGCUCUUACUACUGAAAGCAUCAACAACUAUAGGUUGAUCGUGACUGCGCAAGAUCUCGGCUAUCCAUUCCGCAGCUCAUCUGCUACUGUCAACAUCAAUGUUAUCAGGAACAAUAACUCCCCAGUGUUCUCUCAGAAUGGACAGUACGGAGUCACCAUUAGUGAGAAUACAGCGGUCCUAGCGGGCAUAUUGAAUGUCUCGGCAACUGACAUAGACGCAGACAGGAACGGACAGAUCACCUACAGCAUUGUGAAUUCCCCUGUCUCUGGAUCAGUGUUUGGCAUCAAUGCUGUCACUGGACAGAUAUUUACCCGUAUCUCACUGCUAGCAACUGUAGAAAAUGCAUAUACACUCACUGUUGCGGCCACUGAUAACGGCAUUGUUCCCAGAUCAGCCCAGGCCACUGUGACCAUUCGUGUUUUACGGGAGGCUGAUCCAUCCUUCUCCGCGGCAGAGUACGAAGUCACCAUUCCCGAAGACAGACUGGUUGGCACACUCGUGUUUGAUCUGAAUGCCACCGAACCAAGAAGAGAUUCUGUCCUCGUGUAUGAUAUUUAUGGAGAUGGCGAUGCAGGUACCCAGUUCAGAAUCGAUGCAAAUGGACGCAUCACUCUAGCUCUAUCUCAGCUCAACACUGCAGUGAGCUCUUAUGUGGUUCGUGUCAGAGCGUAUCGUGAGCUGUUCCCCACUGAGCAGGCCACCUGUAUUGUGAGAGUGUUCAUCAGCCGUAACAGCGCUGCCCCAAGGUUCCAGCAUGGAGACCUAACGUUUACUCUCAAUGAUAACCAGUUACUGGGCGUUACGUUUGGCAUUGUUAACGCCACGGAUGCUAACACUGGAAGGAACGGAGAGAUUCGUUAUAGCAUCAGUGCCACGGACGCAAUUCCUACUGACAGCAUUGAUUUCUUCUACGUUAACCCACUGUCGGGUCACCUCUCCGCUAUCAAACGUCUCUCUGAGGACACCGACCAACCUGACCGAUACAUCUUCUUCAUAAGGGCCUCUGAUCAAGGUGUUCCAAGCCUAUCGGCCACAGUUCGUGUGACAGUCAUCAUUAUUCGUAACAGAAAUGCUCCAGUAUUCCGUAGUGAGAACUACGCAAUAAUCAUCAAUGAAAAUGCAGCAGUUGGUUCCAGCGUUCUCAGUGUACUUGCUGAUGAUGCUGACAAUCAUCCAAUAACAUACACAAUUAUUGCCAGUACCUCAGGAACGUUCUUCUUUGAUAUCAAUGCGAAUGGAGUCAUCAGCGUAGUAAAUGACCUAACAAGGACAGGCGUGUCAUUCUUUGACAUGAUCAUUCAGGCGCGUGAUAACCCUGGCUCUAGUGGCAUCUCCAGAUUUGACACGGCCUCAGUGAAUAUCACCGUCAUAAGGAACCCCAACGCUCCUCGGUUUUCAGCCGGUCUGUACAAUGCAACCAUUUCUGAGUAUCUGGAAGUCCAGCAGCCUGUCGUUCGAACUAUUGCAUCUGACAUUGACGUUGGACCAAGUGGAGUCAUUCGGUACAGCAUCAGCCGUAUCAGCUACACCCCACCCAAUGGCUUUGCCCAGUUUGUUAUAAGUGAGACUGAGGGAAGCAUUUACAUCAGCCAGCCUUUGACCAGGGAGGGUGUACCAAAUACAUUCCAGAUUAUUGUGGUGGCCACAGACCAAGCCUCUGUUCCAAAAUCAGCAUCAGCAACAGUCACCAUCAGCAUAAUUCGUAACCAGUUUGCGCCGGUCUUUGAUAGACCAGAAUACUCUACCUCCAUUAAUGACAUCUGGGCUGUCGGCAGGGUCCUAUUUACAGCGACUGCAGUUGAUAACGAUCAGAAUGUUACUUUAAGCAGGGACACAUUGAAUGCAAAGUUUGACUUUAUGAUGGACCCAGAAUACCCAUACGAAAAUCAGUUCUUUGGAAUAACAAGGGAUGGAUCAAUGUAUGUGCGUCGAGAUCUACAGAAUGCUGACGGAAGACAACUAUUCCAGUUCUACAUAUUAGCAACUGACCGCAGUUGGAAGCCGCUGAGCAAUCGAGCACUGGUCAAGAUUGGGGUCGCCUUCUCCAACUUUACACGCACGCUGGGCUUUGCAAUUCCAACACAGUUCAUCGAAGUGAAGGAAAGUACAGCAAUCACAAACGCCCUGCUCACCACCCUCAAUGUCACCAACACCAAUGUCGCUCUGAGACUGUUCUGUGAGAUACUGCUAAUAAAUAGCAACACCUCCGCCCAGGUGCCACGCUACUUUGACUUAUUCCGCUUAACAUCAAAUGGAGACUCCUGUGACUUGCGUGCAAACGGCAACCUUGAUGCUGAGGAAACACGGUUCUGGAAUAUCACUAUUGGGGUCAGGGAAAUUCAACGCACUAAGAGACAGACAAUUGAAGUGAUCCCAGUGUACCAGUCCUACCAAAAGACGUUUGUGUACAUAAAUGUGCAAGAUGAGAACGACAACGCCCCUUACUUUGUGUAUCCAGUCUACCCUGCUCUCCUCAACGUGAGGACCUACUUUGGUGCAAUUGCAAGGUUCUCCAUGUCCAACAAAGCUCCAGUAACGCUCGUGGCAAAGGAUGCAGAUGAGGGUGUGAAUGGCCAAGUAACGUACGAUAUCUCCAGACCUGCUACCAUUGACGUGCCUUUCUCUGUGGAUCCUAUCCAGGGUUUGAUCUUCUCUAACAGAGAGUUUGUCAACUCCGACCCAUCACAGUACAAAUUUACGGCACAGGCUCGUGACAACGCAGUCAGUCUGCAAAAGACUGUUGCGACUGACGUUGUGAUUGACAUCAUUGAAAACAAGCACCGUUACAUCCUGGUCCUGAACACAGAUAUCAAUGUAGUAAACUCCAACAUAGAACGCAUAAGACAGGCCCUGCAGAAUGUUAUUGGUCGCAUCAUUCUCAUUGAGACCAUUUCAUACCAGCGGUACAUUCUCAACGGCAUUCUCAGCGUGGAUUAUAAGAAAACUGACGUCAUUUUUGUUGUGGUUAAUGAUGGCAACCAGUUUAAUCUUUUCGAUGCUGCCACAGAUGAGCUGAAUCUUGUUACUCUAAGCACUGGCCCUUCACAGACCCUGAUAAGCAACCUCCGCCAGGGGGUCAACCAGUUCGCAUCUGUGGAAAGAAUUCGAGUGAACUUCCAAGCGGAGAACAUCCUUGGCAUUGCUUCUGAGCUGCAGGGACAGGGUCUGUAUGAUGCCACACUGCGACCAGUGACUGCGAGACCAUUCAAGUCGUACAUCUGGUGGAUAGAGGACGCCUACUCCGGACUGCUUGCCCUCGCUGCUAUCAUUAUCGUCCUUGGAUUCAUCGCACUGAUUAUCCUUAUCUACCAGUGGCAGAGAUACAACACCUAUCUGAAGAACUACAGAGUGUACCAUCGUAACUACGAACACCAGCCUGACUUCACCAACCCACCAUCUUUCCUCAAGGAGUACGAGACACAGCAGACACUGGACAUGUACAUGCCUCCUGAUGAGACGGUGCAAGAUCUAGGGGAGAUAAACAUGAGCUUUGCCCGUGGAGACUCCACACGUCGCACAGGCGAAGUGCGCAAAAUCUCCACCCGUAACCCAGUCUAUGACAACUCUGGAUACCAAAUCGACACAUAUGCUGUGAGUGCGCAAUCCGUGGGCAGCAAUGUCUACCAUGUAAACUUGAGACCAGAAUCAGCAAGGUCAAUACAGGGAGAUCCUGUCAAUACUGUCGUCUACACUACAUCCAUGGACGGCAAUUAGACCCAUCAACUUGAAACCACUUGGAACACUCCGGAUCCUGAUUAAACCUACUGUUUUAAUGAAUAAAGACUUGCAUUUGAAUUGAAUAAUAAAACACUAAAAAUGUUGGUAGACAUCUGUUGGUGAAACUAUAAAAGUUUAAACAAUAACAUUGAAAUAUUUACAUCUGCAUAUGUUUAAUUAUAAAACAUGUCUGGUUUCUGUUUAUGGCUUCAUUUAUAUCCACAUAUAUAGUUCUGUAGUUUAUAGAUAGAUACCUUAUUUACUCUUAGUUAAUAAAAUGCUUUGUGCUGAUAGAUAUGCUUUAUAAAUGAUAUACAUCAUUAGUGUACUGAAAAUUGCAUUCUCGAUUGUUUAUUGUUAAAAUGUGCUGUUAUAUUUGUUACAUCUUCCAAAGUAUUUUUGAUAUUUGAUUAUCCUUGUUCUCAAAAUUUCUUAGGACAUGAAUUGUGCUUAAUUCAUUAUUUCACCCAUAGAAUGCUUGAAGUGCUAUACAUGUGUUUAAUAAGUGCUUUAAUGUGCAUGUUUGACUAUGCUAUUUACACAUGUUUGACUAUGCUAUUUACACUUUACCAUUAAUACACAAUAAAAUAUCUGCAAAGCAAAUUAA